This is a messenger RNA of Closterium sp. Yama58-4, 10080 nucleotides long. NCBI's taxonomy places the organism in Eukaryota, Viridiplantae, Streptophyta, Zygnematophyceae, Desmidiales, Closteriaceae. The record is from the annotation of a GenBank genome assembly.
AUGCAUCCCGUUAGUCUCGCGGGUUCUGUCAGUACGUCAGAAACAGCGCGAUCGUUCCUCGCGACGCCACGACCCUCGCAAGGCCCUCGCCGCCGCAAUGCCUCCAAUUCCUCUUCGCAAAGUCACAUUACGUCGCACAGCGCCGUCGAUCGUCGCUUAAACUCGCAGAGCGCUCGUACCGCAUUCCCAUCUGCAGCAACACUCACAUCAGCACCAGUACCGAACUCUCGAUCCACUCGUCCACGUCAGCACGUCGCCGUGCGUGCAGCUGCUGACGGCGAUGGCGGAGUCGAUUAUUCAGCCUCUGCCGAGGCGGUCGACGUGGCGGCGGAACCAGCCAGCUCGACUUCCCAAGGAACACCCGUCGCUGAGCCCAAGGCGCGCACCAAAACAUCCACUAGCAGUAGCAGCAGCGGCGGAGGAAGCAGCGGCAGCGGGGGGUCAUCGGCGCUGGAUAAGCUCCGCGAGCUGCUGCGCGCGGCGGAGGCGGAGCUGGAAAAGGCGCGGGCGCGGACCGUAGAGACAGAGGAGGAGGCGCGCAGAGUGGCGGAACGCGCCAUAGAGAUCUCCGACGCCGCAGCUAAGGCGGAAGUCGCCGCGGAUGCCGCGAUGGCGCAGGUGGAGGCGGAGCUGGCGGAGGAGGCGUCGGCGCAGGAUGCGCUGCGGCAGGCCGAGGCGGCAUUUAACGAGCAGGCGGAGGUGCUGGUCGCAGCGGAGGCGCAACAACAGGCGGUGGAAGCGGGGAUGGCGGGGAUGGCGGAGCAAGGGGUUCCGGAGGGGGGAAGCUUGCGCUCAGGCGUGGUUAACUUGGUGCAGGAGGUGCGGGAGGAGCUUGCGCGGCGGGAGGCGGAGUUGAGGGCGCGGGCGGAGGCAGCCGCGCAAGCGACUGGAAGGCGCGUGAGGGCGCAGGAGGAGGCGUCCGCGCUGGUGGCAGCGGCGGGGGAGGCAAGGGCGCGCGCGGGGCAGGCGGAGGAGGAGGUGGGGGAGCGCAUGGGCGUGGCGGAGAGGGCGGUGGCGUUCGAGCUGGAGGCGAGCCAGAGCGUGGCGGAGGCCGCCAAGGCGCUGGCGAGGGCGGAGAAACUGGUUACUGAUAUCGCCAAGGCGGAGGCGGAGGCGGCCAAGCUAGCGGCGGAGAAGGCGGCGCUGCUGGCGAGCGAGGUGGCGGGGGUGUCAGCCGCGGUGCGCGCCACUGUGAAGGGCGGACGCGCCGCUGCUGGCAUGCCCACCACCGACUCUGACAGCGAAUCUGAUAAGGACUCAGAUAAGGAGGCUGGUAGGGACUCUGAGAAGGUCUUGGUUGGUGGCGCGAGUAGUGAGUUGGAUAGGACGCCUGAUUGGGAAGGCGAGAGCGUGAAGGAAAAGGAGGCGAGGGGGGAUGUAAGAGGGGUUGUUGCAGAGGCGGUGGGGAAGGCAGAGGAUAAGGGGAAGAAGGGGGUGAAGGCUGGAGCGGAGGAAGCAGCAGGGAAGGAGCGGGGGGAUGGGCGAAGUGCGGCGGUCGAUGAGGGAGGGAAGGACGUGCGGAAGGAUGGGGUGAAGAAUGGUUUGAAAGAGAAGGAGACGAAGGGAAGAGGGGAGGUUGAUCUGGCAUCUAGCGCCCCUGCAGACACUGCUGCUGGAGAUGUGAUGAAGGGUGAUACGGAGAAGGUGGGAGCUGGGGAGGAGGAACUUACUGCUGUUGCCGCGUCAGCAGCAGCAGUUCCGGGGACAGAUGAAGCUGCUGCCACUCCUCCUGCUGCCCCCUCCUCCACCCCCUCUUCCAAGUCACCCUCCUCCUCCUCCUCCACUUCCUCCACCUCAUCCACCAAGAAGUCAUCGCAGUUCUUCUCAGCGUCAUUCUUCUCAGCGGACGGCCAUGAGGUGCAGGAUGCACUCAAGUGGGUGCGAUCGGCCAUGCCACCGCUGCUGCAACACCUGCCGAAAGUGCUGUUCGCGCUCACCGUGCUGCUACUCGGUGGCGUUGCGCUCAAGGCGCGCAUGGCGCACAAGGCAGGGGGGCACGCGCCCCCCGCCACAGUCGUACAGAUGGACGUCGUGCAGGGAAGGGGACUGGCCGGGGCUGCAGGGGACGCUGCCACGUUCCAAGUAGCUGAGUCUGCAGUGGGGGCGGUGGGGCAGCAGCAGCAGCAGCAGGUGCAGGAGCCGGUGGGUGGGGGUAACCCGGUGGUGUCGGCAGUGCAGGCGGUGGUGGGGCGAGCCAAGGCGCUCAUUGACAAACUGCCCCGACACGAGCCGAAUGAGGAGGAGACACAGCUGUUUGACGUGUUGUGGCUGCUGCUCGCCAGUGUCGUCUUCGUCCCCAUCUUCCAGAAGCUUCCCGGAGGCAGCCCUGUGCUGGGCUACUUGGCAGCAGGGGCGCUCAUCGGCCCAUACGCACUCUCCAUCAUAAAGCACGUGCACGGCACCAAGGCGCUAGCAGAGUUUGGCGUGGUCUUCCUCAUGUUCAACAUCGGCCUCGAGCUAUCCCUGGAGCGCCUUCGCUCCAUGCGCAAAUACGUCUUUGGGCUCGGCUCCGCUCAGGUGCUGGUGUCAGCGCUGGCGAUAGGGCUGUGUGUGCUGGCACUGGCGCGUGUGUCGGGCCCAGCAGCCAUUGUCAUUGGCAACGGCCUUGCCCUCUCCUCCACCGCCGUUGUCCUCCAGGUGUUGCAAGAGCGGGGGGAGAGCACAUCCCGCCAUGGCCGGGCCACCUUCUCCGUGCUGCUCUUCCAGGAUCUAGCAGUGGUGGUUCUGCUCAUCCUCAUUCCGCUUCUCUCGCCCACCUCGUCCCGAGGGGGAGUGGGAUUCAGCGCAAUAGCGGAGGCGCUGGGGGUGGCGGCAGUGAAGGCUGUCGUCGCCAUUGCCGGCAUCAUUGCGGGCGGCCGACUGUUGCUGCGCCCCAUAUAUCGGAGCAUGGCGGAGAAUCACAACGCGGAGAUCUUUGCCGCCAACACGCUGCUCGUGGUGCUCGGCACAUCCGUGCUCACUGCCCGGGCGGGGCUGUCCAUGGCACUGGGAGCGUUUCUGGCGGGCCUGCUGCUCUCAGAGACGGAAUUCGCCCUGCAGGUGGAGUCAGACAUCAACCCCUACCGUGGGCUGCUGCUGGGGCUCUUCUUCAUGACUGUGGGCAUGUCGAUCGAUCCCAAGCUGCUCGUGGCGCGUUUUCCCCUCAUCCUGGCAGCCCUCGCGGUGCUUAUUGCGGGCAAGACCGCACUUCUGGCGGGCAUGGGGCGUCUCUUCGGCCUCUCACCCGUGGCUGCUGUGCGCACGGGCCUGCUGCUCGCCCCUGGAGGGGAGUUUGCAUUUGUUGCAUUCGGGGAGGCUGUCAGCAAGGGCAUCAUGAGCGCCCAACUCUGUUCGCUGCUGUUCAUAGUGGUGGGGCUGAGCAUGGCCAUCACGCCAUGGCUGGCAGCAGUGGGGCAGCUUAUCGCCUCGCGCUUUGACCAGCAGGACGUGCGCUCACUGCAGCCACACGAGGCCGAGACGGACGAUCUGCAGGGUCACAUCAUCAUCUGCGGCUUCGGCCGCGUGGGUCAGAUAAUAGGCCAGCUGCUAUCGGAGCGGCUCAUCCCCUUUGUGGCGCUGGACGUCAGCAGCGAGCGGGUCAGCGCCGGGCGCUCUCUCGACCUCCCCGUCUACUUUGGUGACGCUGGCAGCCGCGACGUGUUGCACAAGGUGGGGGCGGAGCGGGCAGCAGCAGCAGUGAUCACUCUCGACACGCCAGGAGCCAACUAUCGCGCGGUGUGGGCGCUCAGCAAGAGCUUUCCGCACGUCAAGACGUUUGUGAGAGCGCACGACGUCACCCAUGGGAUCAACCUGGAGAAGGCCGGGGCUACUGCUGUUGUUCCUGAGACGCUCGAACCCAGCCUGCAGCUUGCUGCUGCUGUGCUCUCUCAGGCGAAGCUGCCAGCAGCAGAGAUAGCCGCCACGCUGGACGACUUCAGAACGCGACACCUGGCAGAGCUGACUGAGCUCUCUGCAUUGAGUGGGUCAUCGCUGGGCUAUGGCUAUAGCAGCAACCUCAUGCGCGCGAGAGUCGCCGAGGCAGCAAGCGCAGCCGGAGUAGAUUGUCCGAACGUCCCGCCGCGAGGGCUGUUACGUGGUAGCGGUGUUCGCUCUUCCCGCUCGCAUGGCGGGCCUAAACCUUCUCGGCCUCUCCCGCGGCUCCGGCAGACGUCCCUCCGUGAGUCGCGCACGUCUCGAUCCCCACUCACCCUCGUUCUCUCCUGCCCUCCCGCUUGCUUUCCUCCCUUCGUGCAUCUUCCCCUCCUCUCCGCUCCGCGCGACUCUCCUCCGCGGCACGCGCUCGUUACCCUCGUCGCGCCAUUCUUCGUUCCGCGCCCCUCCGCGCAAGCCGCAUCUCCCCCUUCCGCCAAUACCGCUCAACGCUCUCUUCCCCCCUCUCCCCCAAUCUCCCCUCAUGCUCUCUCCCCUCCCCUCCCCUCUUCCGCGCCCUCCCGCACAUCAGGCGCGGAGGCGCAAGGCAGGCGCGCGGGAGGGCGGGGUGGUGCUGCCGGUGCGCGCGCUGCUGCUGCUGUGCGCCGCGUGCCUGGCGCUCGUGCUGCUCGCCGUGCUCGCUGUGGUGCUCUGGGUUGCCUCACUCUCAUGGCGGCAUCAGCACAUGAAGGUCAUGAGUGUGGGCCUUAUGAGUGGAGAGCACUCGAGGCACUCUUAUUGAUUCAUUUCGUGCUCUCUUUGCCUUCCCUCUCCUCCUGUGUUGCAGCUGCUCCUCCUGCAUCCCCUCCUCCUCCGCCCAAGUCCGCCCGCAAGCGGCGCAAAGCCAAGCCAACGGACCUGAUAAACCAGCGGCGGUGGCAGCAGUUCUACCGCAACAUAGUCCUCAUCGUGAACUACAAGCGCCCGCAGCAGAUGCCCGUCACGCUCGACCUCAUCCACUCGCUCUACGGCUCGCUCUUCCAACGCAUCCUCGCUGUCUCUGAGUUCGGCGAUGCGGAUUUGGGUGUGCUCGAGUCGCCUGUGAAGGAGACGGGGCACGGCCACGACUUGCCGCCCGGGUCAUUGCACUACACUGUGCUGCCGAAGCUGCUGACGUGGCACCCCAUGGCGGAGGGCUUCCUGUGGAUGGACGAUGACACGGUGCUCAACUACUGGACCAUGAGCCGUGAUAACAAGUCGCGCAUCUGGUUCCUGGGCCCCAUGCACCAGUCGUGGCGCAUUGCAAGCCUGGACCCCACUGGGGGCGUGGCGGGGGGAUGGGGAGGGCAGGGGGGAGGGGAGGGGAGGGAGGCGGCAGCAGUGAGGUACAUGGAGGAUGCGAGUGAGCGCGUGGAGGAGAGUGGGGAGGCGCUACAGCUUCUCAAGCAAGCAGUUUCCCAGGCGCUCUCCCACCUCCCCCCACAGCACCUGCAGCAGUACUACCAGUCCAUCUCCCCCAAGACAAACAUCUUCCUGCGAGCGGCGUCGGACGUCUUUUAUAUCCCGCAGCGCCAUGCAGCUGCCAUGCGCACCCUCAUCCCCAUCUUUGCCGACCAUCGCAUCGUGGCUGAUGUGGCAAUACCAAUGAUGCUGCAUGCAUUGGAGCAUCCACGAGAGUGGGACAAUCACGCAUUAACUGACGUUAUUUAUCUCACAGGAACAGACGUUAAUACGCCUGCUAAAUUCUACUCGCCCCGUGUCACGGCCAUGCAUCCAUGGGGUCUGUCAGCACACCACCAUGGCUCCCACAUCAUCAAGGCAAUGUCGCGGGGGGACCCGAUGCUAGAAUCCACGAUAGAUGGAGAAAGGACGAACAAGUCGCUUGGCGCGUUUGUGAACGGCGCGCUCGCGCUCGUCGGCUUGUGUCUCAUUGGCGUCGCGCUGUGGAUGCUGAUCGACGCCACGUACGGCGCGUGCCUGCUGCCCUACCAACUCCCCGUCAUCGUCAUCGGCGCCGCGCUGCUGCUCGCGGCGCUCGUCGGCUUCUGCGGGCUCGCGUGCGACUCGAACGCGCUGUCAUGCCUCUACCUCGUCGUCGCGCUCCUCGCCGUGCUCGCGUCCACGGCAUUCACCAUCUUCGCUUUCCUUGUAACGGGCGGGGCGCCGGCGCCAAUAACGAGUCGCAACCAGACGGUGUACAUCACGUGGGGCUUCUCGCCGUGGAUGCAGGCGCAAGUCGGCAACGCCACGUGGCCAGCAAUGCAGACGUGCCUCGCGCGCCGCCGCACGUGCGCGGACCUUCGUCUAUACGCCCCCGCUGUGCUCAACGGAACGCUGCUCCCGCCCAUCGAGACGCUGUGCUACACGUGCGAGUACUGCAAGGGCGGCUUCCUGCACCUGCUGCACGCGCAGUACUCGCUGCUCAAGUUCGUCGCGCUAGGCGCGUCCAUCGCGCUCCUCGUGCUCUACCUCAUGGCGUGCUGCGCUGCCUUCACAGGCCUGGACGAUGACCCUGACUCCAAAGAAAAUGCUGAUAUCGCCGCUGCUGCUGCUGCUGCUGCUGCCGCGGCUGCUGUUACAAGUGGUAAGCUGCAGAAGAGCGGGACUAUGAGCCGAGUGAACACCUUCACCGUGGCCCCGGGGCAGUUUGAGCGGGUUCUGUCGGCCAGGGUAUGCGACCAAGGGGUUGGGAUGGGGCCAGCGGGAGGCAUGGGAGCAGCAGCAGUGACGCAGUUUGAGCGGUCGUUGACGCAUGUGGAUAAGUCACCAGGGGCACUGGAUCGGUCUCUCACGGAGGUUGAGAAGAGAGGGGGUAGACGGGCGAGUUAUGCGGGUGAAACAAGGAUGCGCGAGGACAUGCGAAGCCGAGGUAGCUCCAUCGAAGACUCUCCGAGUUUCCGCGGCUAUGCAGAUGAUGCACCACCGAAGGCGGGAAAGGGCGCGGAUAGACGUGAGGAGGCGCGGAAAGGCGCGAUGGGGAGGCGGAAGAAGGAGAGCGCGACUCUGAGCGCCGCGUUCCACACGUGCGAGUUCGGCCUCGCUCUCGGCGUCAUUGCCGCCGCGCUGUGGGCCAUGAUGAGCACGCCAGCGAGCCUGUGUCUAACGAUCUACCAGACGCCCAUGCUGGUGGGGGGCGGGGUGCUGCUACUAGCGGCACUGGUGGGGCUACAGGGGUUAGCGUGCGGCCAUGGCGGGCUCAAAUGCCUGCACGUCUUCUUCGCUAUUCUCGCUCUCCUCGCCCUCCUCGCCUUCUCCAUCUUUGCGUUUGUGGUGACAGCAGGAGGUGCAGCAAGCAGCAGUCGCGGCCAGACGGUUUAUGAGCCAGCAGGCUUCUCCGCGUGGAUGCAGCAGCAGCUGGGCUCCUGGUCCUCGUUACAAGCAUGCCUCGCUAACACCGUGCACGUCUGCUCCGACCUCCGCAUGUACACCCGCGACAAGCUGCAAGGGAAGCAGAUCUCGCCUCUAGAGGCUGGUUGCUGCCUACCUCCCGAGGGCUGUGCAGUGAACCUCCCUCAGAACACCAUCUACUCCUUCGCCUUCGCCGUCCCCACCACCCCCACCGUCACCACGCCCGCCAACCCAACCUCGCCCUCCAACUGCAACGCCUUCAGCAUCGACCCCUCAACCCUCUGCUACAGCUGCUCGCUCUGCCAGGGGGGCCUGCUAGCCCUUCUCCAGAGCAACCUCAAGGUGCAGGCAUAUGUGAGCAUGGCCGCGGCGGGGAUGCUGCUGCUGCUGGGUCUCGCCAUGUGCUGCGCCGCGUGCAACGGCGCCGAGCCUGAGGGGUUGAGUGAGUCAGAUGGGAUUGCGCUGGCCCGCGCACCCACGUUUGUGAUGGUGGAUCCGACUCUCGAAAGGACUCUGUCCCGGGUGAACACAGGAGUCGGGGGAGCAGGGGGUGCGAGCUACAAGCGGACCAACACCAUGGCUAGUGCUGCCGGGGGCGGGGGGGCGCGGUUUGAGCGCUCGCUGAGCCGUAAAGGGGGAGAAAAAGGCCCGCAGAAUGGGCCGGGGAGUGCGAGCUUCCAGCGCAGCUUGACUUUCCAGAGCAUGGCGAGCGCUGAGUACAAGCGACAGAUGAGCAUGGCUGGUGGGAAUGGGAAUGGGAAUGUGGGGUAUGCAGGGGGAGGAGAGGAGGAAUGGGAGGUUCGGGAUGUGGAGGACAGGUACGAGGAUGAGGGGGGUGAUAGGCGGACGUACAAUCGGCAGCGGAGCAAUGUGGGUGGGGAGAGAGCGUAUGAGGAGGAGAGGGAGGAGGAGUAUGAUGAGCAGAGGAAUUCGAGGCAGAGGAGUCGGGCGCGGCAGAGCAAUAGGUCGGUGGGAGGGGAGGAGGACGAUGACAGAUUGGUUCCGUCGGUGCUGCUGGUGGCGGCGGUGGUGGGGCUGGUGGGGCUCGCGUGCGACCACGGCGGGCUCGGCUGCCUGCACCUCCUGCUCGCCGUCGCCGGCCUCCUCGCGCUCAUCGGCUACACCAUCUUUGCGUUCGUGGUGACGACGGGCGGCGCGGUGGAGAAGAGCCGCGGGCAGACGGUGUACGCGCCGGCGACCUUCUCGUCGUGGAUGCAGCAGCAGGUGUGGAACGACGCCACGUGGAGCGCGCUGCAGACGUGCCUCAAGAACAUCCACACGUGCAGCGACCUGCGCGACUACACGCCCGCGUACCUGCAGGGGAAGCAGCUCUCCCCGCUCGAGGCGGGGUGCUGCAUGCCUCCGGAGAACUGCUUCGUGAACUCCUCGCUGCCCACCUUCUUCUCCUUCGCCUUUGACCUGCCCACCGACAACGCCCCACCCAUCACCACCAAUCCCCCCGCCGCCGCCGCUCCCCCGCGCGACCCGCGCAACUGCAGCGCAUUCAGCCUGGAGUCCAACCAGCUGUGCUACAGCUGCGAGUACUGCAAGGGCGGCGUGCUGCAACAGCUUAAAUCGGAUCUGCUUGUAGAGGCGUACUUCGGUGUGGGGAUAGCGAGCACGAUGGUGCUAGUGGCCAUGGUCAUGUGCUGCACUCAGUUCGGUAGAGGCGGGCGCAACGACGACAAGAGGAGGUUGCUGGACGACCGGGGUGUGAGCAUGAGCCGCACUGCCAGCUUCCAGGGAGGGCCGCACCUCAACCGAGUGAACACAUACCAGAGUCAGGGCGGGCCUCAGUUCAACCGAGUCAACACGUAUCAAAGCCAGGGCACACCGGAUCUCAACCGAGUCAACACCUACCAGAGCUACGGUGGGGAGGCGGAUCUUCAGCGGGCAAACACGUACCAGAGUGGUAGGGAUGGGUUCAGCCGCCCAAUGUCGCAGCAGGGGAAGCGCCCGGUGAGUCAGCACCAGGGGUAUGGGCGGAUCGGCGACAUGCCAUCGCCGCGUGACAGCGAGUUUGGAAUGGACGAACCGGAUCUCUCAAGGAACAGGACCUGGAGCGCCAUCGUGUUGUUGUCCAUAGUCCUCAUCGGUACAGGGAUAUGGAUGACCACCAAAGCCGGCGCGACGGAGUGCGUGCAGUUCCUUCGAAUCCCGCUGAUCGUCGUCGGAAGCGUGCUGUGCGCCGUGGCUCUCGCCGGGUUCAUCGGCGCCGUCAACGACAUCGCAUGGCUGCUCUUCAUCUACCUCGCUGUAGUCUUCAUCGCUAUAUGGGUGCUCCUCGGAAUCACAGUGUUCGCGUUCAUCGUGACGAAUCAGGCGGUGGCGGACGCGGUAUCGAACAAGGGCGUAGGGUCGUGGAAGACGACGGACUUCUCCACUUGGCUGCAGAACCAGGUCACGGAGCAGUCCAAGUGGGCGCCCAUCCAGGCGUGCCUCGCGGCCGGCAACACGUGCGGCGUACUCAGCCAGACCAACACGUCCGCGUCCCCCUCGCUCUCUGAUAUUCAGGCCGGUUGCUGCUAUCCCCCCCAGUCCUGCCCCUCGGCGCCCCUCUCCGCCAGCUCGCGCGCAGCCGUCCCCGCCAACACUUCUGAUGCCGCCGCAGCCGCAGCCGCCGCGCUCGCGUCCGCAGUCAACUCGACGAUUGCAACCGGCCGCGUCACGGGCGACUGCCUGGUGUACGGCAGCGAGCCGACGAAGCUGUGCUACGGGUGCGAGACGUGCAAGGCGGCCUUUCUCAAGACGCUGCGCGACCAGUGGCGCAUGGUGGCGUUUGUGUGCCUGGGCGUGUCGCUGCUGCUGCUUGUUGUGUACAUUGUUGGGUGCUGUGCGUACCGCAGCGCCAAGAGACGGGAAGGGUUCUUUGGGAAGGUGUAA